CAAAAUUUCCUAAAUUUUAUAAAUGAAUAUUUUAUAAGAGAAAUAAAUUAGGAGUUGAAUUGAACUGAUUGGACCUAAACUAAACUGACUGAAGUGAACAACCUCGUAACUCCUGUAAUAUUAAUUAACCCCUAUAAUACUGAGUGAGUAACCCUAAAUAACUUCUUUAACACUAAGUAACCCCUAUUCCACUAACGAAUUAACCCCUAUAAUGACCAGUCACAUAUAAGAGUUUGUGUUAAAAAAAAAAUCACCCGUAGCUAACAAAUUAACAAUUAUAAAGUAUACUUUUUUUUUUUUUAAACAAAAAUAUACCUUUUGAGAUAUUGUCAAAAUCUUCGAAAUAAAAAAAAUAAAAAAUAAAAAUAUAGAAGCAAAAAUAAUACAAUCAAAUAAUUAUAAUUUCCUUAAAAUUUUACCCAAUAAUAAUCAAAAUCUUCUUAAAAUUAAUUAAAUUAAAACCUUUUCGAGCUGUUUAGUGUUCUGAAGAGUCCGCAUCAAGUCUUCAUCACCCAUAAUCACAUUCACUUCCCCCUUUAACUCUCUGUUUAUCUCUCCUCACUCUCUCUCUCAAGCUCACUUACCCACCAUUAAAUUCAACAAUUCCCAAUUUUUUGAUUUCUUUAUUCAUUGAAUUACAACAAUUGAAGGUUUUAUUUGGGAUAUUAAUGUCAAUUUUCCAAAGAAAAUCUGUUAAAUUUCUUGAUUUGGGUGUCUUCUUACUCUGAUUUCCCCUGUUUUUUUCGAUACCCAGUUUAUAAAACAUGGAGUAUGUACCGAUAGGGAAGAGAACCAGGCUUCAAAAAACCCUAAAUAAAGAGAAUUUUUUAAAUAAUUCUGGGUUUUCUUCGAGUGAUGAUGAUGAUGAUGAUGAGGAUGAAUGUUGUUUCAUUGAUGAAACAGAGUUCCUGAAAUCAAUAAGUAGAAUUCCUGAAAAAAAUUCCGCAAAAUCUGAGUUGGGUAUUGAGAAAAAUAUUAGUAGUAAUUUGGGUAGGGUUUAUGAAAAUCAUGAUGAAAUUUCUAAGGGUUUGGAUGAUAAUGCUGAGAGUACUAUGAAUGAUGAUGAUGAUGAUUAUGAUGAUGAGGAGGAGGAGGAGGAGGAGAGUGUAUGUAUGCUUGUUGAUGAUGAUGAUGGGAAUGUUGGUGCUCGUGUCGAGGAUGAUGAUGAUGGUAAUGAUGGUGUUUGUGUCGAGGAUGAUGAUGAUGGGAAUGAUGGUGUUAGUGUUGUUGUUGAUGAUGGGAAUGGCGGUGUUAGUGUUGUUGACAAUGAUGAUGAUAAUGGGAGUGAUGGUGUUGGUGUCGAUGAUGAUGAUAAUGAUAAUGAUGGGAAUGGCGGUGCUCGUGUUGAUGAUGAUGGGAAUGUUGGAGUUUGUAUCGAUGAUGUGAAUGGCGGUGUUGGUGUUGAUGAUGAUGUUCAUGAUGGUGUUGGUGUUGAUGAUGAUGGAAAAAUUGGUGUUGGUAUUGAUGAUGAUGAGGAGGAGGAUGAUGAUGGAAAUGGCGGUGUUCGUGUUGAUGAUGACGGGGAGGUUCCUCUAGUUAAGUUACCUAGGAGACUAUUUGAAGGAGUGGUGUUGCCAAAAUACAUUGCAAAAGAUGUUGAGGGAAAUGAUUUUAUUGGAAAAAGAACAAGGUCUCAUUACAAGUUUAGGAGUAAAAACAAACAUCAUGGAACUCCUAGUUCCCCUAUCAGCAUUGAUAUAGACGACGAAGACUCCUCUUUGUCUCAUGACGAGGAGGAUCAUAAGCCUAAUAGUCGCGAGCUUGGUGAAGGAAAAAGAAAACGAGGCAGGCCGCCUUUGAAGAAGGAUGACAAAGUGGGGUUGGAUCUUGAUGAGGAUGAGGAGGAGCACUUUGAGUUCAAUCGACGUGUGAAAAGUCAGGAGGAUGGUGGAGGAAAAAGGAAACGAGGUAGGCCGCCUUUGAAGAAGGUUAGCAAAGAGGAUUUAGAGCUUAUGAAGCCAAAAGGAAAGAGGCUUAAAACUAAAGAGGUUCAAAAUGUUCUGCUGAACGUGAUUUUGGAGAAUGGAAAAAAUGCAGGGCUAAAUAAUAUAGCCUCUUCUUUUAGUGAGGCAUUUCUUCCCCUUAAAUUUAAGUAUGGAGUUGAGAAAUUAUCGGUGCCAGAAAUUUCAGCAGAGGAACAAGAAGUCGAAAGCCUCUUUGCAAAAAUGGACUUUGCUCUUGGAGUUUCUGACAUUGGAUCUGAACCUUCUUGUUUGGAUAAGGACGAUGAUGAAGAUGAUAAUGCUGUUCUAUGUGAUAGCGCGCUCUUGCAAGAAAAGCUUUGCCUUAAAGGAAAGCACUACUGGAUUUAUGAUGAAUUGAUUGGAAACAAAUGCAAGUUCUGUUCAUUUUUGAAGCUUGAAAUACAAUAUGUUACACCUGAGUUUAACAAGACACCAGAUACUAUGGGCAAUUCCCCUACAAUGAUACCAAAGUUUCUGACAAGUUUCAGUUUCCGGAUUUGAGCUAUGAUAUCCGAGAUGAGGCUAGUGUUCCAAAUGAUCAUUUUUCGGGCACAGUAUGGGACCUCAUCCCAAGGGUUGCAAGGACUUU
Molecule: messenger RNA, 2553 nt
Organism: Chenopodium quinoa (quinoa)
Lineage: Eukaryota; Viridiplantae; Streptophyta; Magnoliopsida; Caryophyllales; Amaranthaceae
Product: protein PFC0760c-like
Exons: 3
Coding region: 765-2465 (566 amino acids)
Biological process (GO): gene silencing by siRNA-directed DNA methylation
Molecular function (GO): DNA binding
Source: RefSeq, a predicted model, not a curated record